This is a messenger RNA of Lathyrus sativus (Indian pea), 387 nucleotides long. The record is from the annotation of a GenBank genome assembly. Lineage: Eukaryota; Viridiplantae; Streptophyta; Magnoliopsida; Fabales; Fabaceae.
AUGGGGAGGUUGUUUAUUGUUCAUCUUGAAGGGAAGAUCUAUAGCUGUAAACACUGUAGAACUCCUCUUGCUGUUUCUGAAGAUAUCGUUUCAAAGGCUUUCCACAGCAGACAUGGGAAAGCUUAUCUCUUUCGGAAGGUUGCAAAUGUUACUAUUGGAGAAAAGGAGGACAGACCUAUGAUCACUGGGAUGCAUACCGUGGCUGACAUUUUCUGUGUUGGUUGUGGGUCAGUUGUGGGUUGGACAUAUAUCACUGCUCAUGAAAAGAGCCAGAAAUACAAAGAAGGAAAAUCUGUUAUUGAACGGUUCAAAGUAUUAGGUCCUGACGGCAGUAAUUAUUGGGGCAGCCAUGAAGCACAUGGUGGAAGUGAUGCAGAUGAUGCUUAA